This is a messenger RNA of Oppia nitens, 1056 nucleotides long. It is a transcript of the gene MED6, whose product is annotated as mediator of RNA polymerase II transcription subunit 6-like. Gene Ontology annotation, biological process: regulation of transcription by RNA polymerase II. Gene Ontology annotation, molecular function: transcription coactivator activity. Lineage: Eukaryota; Metazoa; Arthropoda; Arachnida; Sarcoptiformes; Oppiidae. The record is from RefSeq and is a predicted model, not a curated record. Bases 49 to 855 code for a protein of 268 amino acids. Gene Ontology annotation, cellular component: mediator complex; core mediator complex. The transcript is spliced from 3 exons.
GACAACAACUGAGGGGUCUUUCAUUAAUUGCAAACUUUGAUAACAGCUAUGAAUGACUUAAAAGACAGUAAUCCUCUGCACAUCAGUUGGUGUGACAGUCAAUGGUUGCCAGUGUUGUCUCAACACAAUGUCUUGGAGUACUUCAGCGAGAGAUCGAAUCCGUUUUACGACAGAACGUGUAAUAACGAGAUCUUGAAAAUGCAAAGAUUGUCUUUCGAUCAGUUGAACAAAUUUCAAGGAAUCGAAUACAUUCUUCUUCACUGUCAAGAACCCAUUCUUUAUGUCAUCCGAAAACAGGACAGAUUAUCGCCGACUCAGGCCACUCCACUCGCCGACUACUAUAUCAUUGCCGGAGUCGUCUAUAAGGCGCCCGACUUGAAUGCUUUGAUCAAUUCGCGACUCUUGACAACUGUCCAUCACUUGCAGUCGGCGUUCGACGAAUCCUUUUCUUACUCUCGAUAUCACCCCUCAAAAGGCUAUUGGUUUGAGUUCAAUAAAAAUGGCGAAAAAGACACAAACAAAGAACGUUCGGACAAAUCCGCCAAAACUAAGGUCAGGGAAGAGGUCAGCGCGAGCACCAAAUUCCAACGCAAACGCGUCGACAUUCUUCUCAACGAAUUGACCAAAAAGUUUCCGCCGAAACUGACGACAACAACAACUACGACAACAACGACAACAACUCAACAGACAAACACCGAAACCAAGAAAGAAACCGUUGAUUCAGAACCAAAGGUUGACGUCAAACUCGAAAAACCAGAAACAACAACAACAACAGCACAACGAGAACCGUUAGUUAAUUCGGGAUCUUUCAGAACGAGUGGCGGACCGCCAGAGAAAAAACCGCGAAUCGGAUAAUCAGUUUUUCUAAUAAAUCCUCACUUUUUUCUAGUUUUUGUCUUUGUUUUGAUUAACUGUUUCUGAAAUCGAUUUCAUGUAUUCUUAAUUAUAAUCAUAUUCUGACCGAAAUUUAUGCACUUUUUGUCCGCAAAACAGUUCUUUCGAUUAAAUUCUUGAAAUUAUGUCUUCAUUUCUACAGAAUGUCUACCAAUCUCUUCA